This is a messenger RNA of Zerene cesonia (dogface butterfly), 477 nucleotides long. RefSeq lists its product as uncharacterized. The transcript has 3 exons. NCBI's taxonomy places the organism in Eukaryota, Metazoa, Arthropoda, Insecta, Lepidoptera, Pieridae. The record is from RefSeq and is a predicted model, not a curated record. The coding region runs from base 1 to 477 and encodes 158 amino acids.
AUGAAGGCAGUCACAUUGGCUGUUAUUUUAUUACAACUGUGUGGAAAUGUACAAUUUUCCCUCAGCUAUUUGGUAGGUGCAGGCUUAAACGUCCGCUUCGCCCAAAUGCUUCACACCGACACGAAGUAUCAAAUACUUCGAGAAGAAAUGAUAAAGGCGAAUACACACAAUCUCGUCUACCACUGCAGAGCAGAUAAGAGCGAUUGUGACGCAGCUUUAGCCAAGAUGAGGUAUAAAGCCAGUAAACACUUCUACGCGCUGUCCAAGGCUGUUGUGGAUUACGUGAAGAAUAAACGGCAGGCAAGGCCCACUGGAUACGUUGGUACAGCCACGUUCUGUCAAGAUAACGUUUGUGUACCAGACACAGACCCUCCCAUCGUGUAUGGAGGCUGCUACACCCUCAUUUCUUGUGGAGGCAACCAGACAUGGCAUCUCGACCCUGUGGUAUACAAAAAGAAGAGAGGGCGCUUGUAUUAG